Molecule: messenger RNA, 3004 nt
Organism: Anopheles stephensi (Asian malaria mosquito)
Lineage: Eukaryota; Metazoa; Arthropoda; Insecta; Diptera; Culicidae
Product: tumor protein D52-like
Exons: 8
Coding region: 357-1706 (449 amino acids)
Cellular component (GO): cytoplasm
Source: RefSeq, a predicted model, not a curated record
GGACGCCAUCAUCACCAGCUUCUUCAUCAACCGAUUCCCGGCGGAGUGCUUGUUACCGGAAAGCUUCGUUCGCGUAGCGGUGGCUUAACCGAACCGAACGGGAACUGGUUUCUUUCUCUGUCGGCUCCUGCGUUUUUGUUUGUGCGCGAAGAAACGGUCGUUUUACCGGUUGAUGGAAAGGAACGAAACAGUGUGCCAAAUUGGCGUUCGAAGAUGAAAAUUUCGCACACACACACAAGGGAUGGUUUGGCGCCAAUUGCUGGCAAGUAGUGUGGUGAAGUGUGACUGGUGGUGCGUUGUGACUUGUGGUCUCUGUGAUCUGUGAUCCUCUCAGCAGGAGGACAACUGUACGUUGAAUGGGUGAGUCCGGCGAUAAAGCGGACCCAUCGUCGGAAGGCAAGCAGCACCAGCAGAAAGAACUUACAGGAGGCAAGAUGCGUGUCGGCGAGGAUGAUCUGCCGAGCCUCGAGUACAUCGAGGACCCGUACAUUCCGAAGCUCGAUCCGAACUGCUUUACGCCCUCGCUCGACGAGGUGUACGACAUCGACGAAGACGACGGUCUGAUCGGUCACGAGGAGCAGCACUGGUCGGACGAAACGGAACGCUAUCUACGCUCGCUAACGCUCGAUCAAAUACUCGGUGUGCCGUCCGACGACGAGGAUAUCGAUCCAACGUCGGAAGUGGAGCUGCAAACUGUUGAGACGGAGUUUAAUCCACCCCUAUCCUCCGACGAGGGAGACACUGGCGAACUGGCAUCCAACCGUACCAGCCGAUCGCCCGGCAAAGAUCCCGGCGAGCGGCUCGGUGUGGGAAUUUGUUUCGAACCUGCCGGCAAUGCUGAUACUGCCACCAGCCGCCCAUCGCCGGGCGGCGGUGGAGGUGUGGUACGAAACAUUCUGGCCAGCCGGUUGCUGCUCGGCAGUGCCACCAAUCGACGCAUCCGGGCGCUGUUCAAUCGGCGCAAAAUUCGGGACGUGCGAGUCACGUUCAUCGAUUUCUCGAAGCCAUACCUGGCCCGUAUCUCGAGUGGUGAUAACUACAAAAGCUUCCUCAACAUUGGGAGUGCGACAGACAAUUCUGGAAAAUUAUCUGAUGCAUCUCCGGUGGGAUCGAUCAGCUCGGCCGAAAUAGCGAAUGAAUUUUCCGGCCUAUCCGCUGAGGAGCAAACAGCGCAGCGCGAAGAAUGGAGUCAGGAACUGGCACGUGUCGAAGAGGAGAUAACCACGCUGCGGACGGUGCUACAGUCAAAGAUGCGGCAUGCCAGCGAGCUGAAGCGUAAGCUGGGCAUUACCGUGUGGAAGGAAAUCACGGACGACGUUAGCCAAGGAUUUAAGAACGUUAAAGAAAGCAACGUUUAUCAAAGCGUCGAAACGAAGGUCGGGGAAAUAACGAACGUGGUCACAAGUGCACCGAUGAUAUCGAGAGGCUAUCAAAAGACGGAAAGUGCGAUCAAAACGACGGCCGGUAAGACGACAUCUGUGAUCGGAGGCAUUGCGGGUAAAAUGACACAAAAGCUGACGGAAAUGAAGCAGUCCGAUUCGUUCCGGUCGUUCGAAGAGCGGGUCGGAACGGCGUACGAGAAUGUUCGGUCGAAGGUUUCAUCGCGCUCCAGCUCGGUGCAGAGCUUGUCUGAUAUUCAGAAUGACGAACGUCGCAGUUCCGUGACCACGCCAACCGCCAUCCCAGAGGAGAAACCGAUCCCCUAAGCUCGUGACCGGCUCAGCGGGAGCUAUGGACGUGUGGGGGUGUGUUGUGUGUUGUUGUGCUUCUUGCAAACUAUCUACGGUUAGACAGGAUCGCCGUUGAAGAACAGUCGAGUUUGUAUCUGGGAACGGAGCGUAUUGUCCGUCUUUUUCGUAUGGCUUCAUUGCGAUUAAACCUCUUCAAUUUGUGCUAACCCUUUAGUUUGCGUCUGUGUCUGUGUGUGUGUGGGAUGAUGCUCAACAUGCUAUCAAACCUUUAUUUAACGAACAUAAUGAAUCUAAACUACUGUCGGAAUGCUGCGCGAAGAUUAAGACAGAAGUGUCGGAUACAGGAUGCAAGAAGCCUAUCAUACAAUUUUACUCUUAAGUUACAUUUGAGUCCAGCCCCGUUUAAGCUAACAAGCGGUAAGCACACAGCUGCAUCGCAUAGGAACGAUAAUCAGGAACGGUCCUUUCAUGUGGAGGAAGCAGACAACGGACAGCGUCGCGUUAACAUACAACUAAUAAAACAUAGCAAAAAUCGCACUCUCCGUAAAGCAAAACUAGCAAAGUAAGUAAGUGUUAUUUUGGCGGCUUCUAGUUACACUGAAUGUGGGGUGUGCUUUCGAUCGUGUCGGGCGGCAAACAGAAAAGGGAUCAUUGGCGCGCUUUACUUCUCGCCACCACCUUCCGUCAACCUCAUAUUCCGGUCCGAUAGACAGGUGCUAUUUCCUACCUAGAAAGAAUUAAUAUUCCUAGCCAGAAGACAGAGGUAGAGUGGCGCGUUCGCGCUAAAGUUUUGCUUUUCCUUUCGCUAUACGCAAAGAAAUGAUAUUCCUAUCGGACGGUGACGCUUAGCUAGGCAUUGUACAACAACUUCUUGUGACGAGAGACAGUACUAUGAUCGCGAACCGGGGGACACACACACACACAUAUACACGAACUCUAAUGGUGCCUAAAUUCAUAGUCAUACCCACAUCCGAGUUAAGUUUUUUGCCGAGUUAAGUACCGCGAACGUGACAGGGAACAGGAGAGAUAAGCACAUUCAUAUAUUCUUGUACGUUGUAGCCACUCACACACACACACUUUUUACAAAACCGUGACCACGGCGUAAAUGAUUAGGAUGCAAAUUUAAUAUAUGUACGUUUGUAUGUCCCUUCCGCGGCUAGAAUAGCAUCAUACAUCAGCAAGAAAGGAUGGACGUGGACGAAAAGAUAAUUAUUUAUAAUGGUCCCUCCUCGUUCGUACUUAUGGAAUUUCAUGAAAAUUAUUGCGUAUAUACAAGUGGUCUAAAUAAAGAAAGAGAGUACACUACUACUAUA